CAUUGCUUCUAGGAUCGGUAUUUCUGAUGCAUUUCAUUGACCAGUCAUCUGUACAGUGUGAGUCAGUAGCGUUAACAGGGUUCAGUUGUCUGAGCCUCGUGUUGGAAACCGAACAUAGCGGAUACAUGAAGAUGUUCUGUCAGAGGAUGUGGUUUUGGUACGAGAGAGCAAGGGGAAGAGAGGGGGAGGAAGGGAGGAGUCUGUUCUCUCUCUCUCUCUCUCUCUCGCCGUCUCUGGGAAGAACCAGAAUAGAUGAGCGACAGGUGAGCGUAUUGGAAGCAGGAGAGGACUGAGGUUAGGAUCCAGUUGUUGUUUUAACUUGUGUUUUAGAGUGUCUUGGGAGGAUGGUCUGUGUGUUGGAGACAAUGCUUUGAUGAGAGAGAAAGCGAGGGAUGAUGGAGAGAGAUGAGACUGAAGGCUACACUCGGACUUCCUGGUCUGAUGUACAAAGGGUUACCCACUCCACCAGCCCACCAGACCAUGCAGGAAAAAAGAGGAAGCAGGAUCCAGGUUCUGAGACCAUCGUCAGAAUCACAGAGGACAGAGAUGACGAGGAUGAUGAGGAUGAUGACGAUAUGACGUCAGACCUGAUGAAGGACUCUGAGGAGCCCAGUAAUAAAAGGGUUAAGCCGGUGGGUAAAGGGGGAGGAGUCACAGGCAUCAUCACCCCAGUCAAAACACCUGCCCUGAAACGCCUGGGAAAGAGCAUAACGAGGUCCAUCAGUUUCCGGACAGAGGCACGACCUUUGCCCCCUGCUCCUAUUCGCUCGCGGCAGAAGGCCUCGUCGUUCCCGCGGCGACGCAGUAGCCAAUGCUGGAGUGACACAGUGGACAGUCACGACCUCACGGCCAAGGAGAUCAAACGACAAGAGGUGAUCUAUGAGUUGACGGAGGGAGAGAGACAGCUGAUCGAAGACCUCAGUCUGGUUAAAAAGGUGUACUAUGAGCCCAUGCUGAAGUUGGACAUCAUGACCGAAAGUGAACUAGGGCAGAUCUUUGGUACUCUGGACUCUCUCAUACCUCUCCACGAAGAUCUCUUGGCUCGGCUGGAACGCCUGAGAGGAUCAGAAAAGACUGUUGGGGCAGUUGGAGUAACACUCUUCAAUUGGUUCCCCUGUCUAGAGGCGUAUGUGACAUAUUGUUGUAACCAGGUGGAGGCUAAGGCCCUGUUGGACAUGAAGAAGCAGCAGAAACGAGUGGAGCAAUUCCUUCGUCUGUGCCAGGAGUCGUCUUUUAGCAGGAAGUUGGACCUCUGGAACUUCUUGGACCUCCCUCGCAGCCGAUUGGUCAAAUACCCGCUGUUGCUACGGGAGAUUCUGAAGAGCACGCCACCAGAUCACCCCGAUGAAGACACACUGCCUGACGCUUUGGAGUUGGUCCAGUCCAUCGUAUCAGAGGUGGACAGAAAGACCGGGGAGGCGGAGUGUCAGUUCUAUAGGAGGGGCUUGGCUUACCUGGAGGAGGGCCAAAGGCUCCCUGAGAUCCAGCUGUCACGAUUCCUCUACUGCCACGGAGAGCUGAAGAACAACAAGGGACAGAAGCUCCAUGUGUUCCUGUUUGAGCUGUGUCUGGUUCUGACCCGCUCGGUGGAGGACAAAGAAGGGGGUGUGGUCUUUCAGGUGUACCGCCAGCCCCUCCCCACCGCCACACUCCACCUAGAAGACCUACCUGAUGGGGAGGGCGGCGGUGGAGGGGCCUUCAGGGGGGCCUUCACCAGCGGCAACGACAAAGUACGUAACUGUCUCAGGGUGUCCAGUAGGGGGCGCUCCAAGGCCCAGUCUCACAGUCUCCAGGCCAACGACUCAUUCAACAAGCAGCAGUGGAUCUCCUGCCUGCGCCAGGCCAUGGUCCAAUCACGAGACAGGGACGCCCAGGUCAGCCAAUCACCGCUGUCGUCCCGCCUCUCCCCAGACUUCGCCCUGUACCACAUCGCAGAGCUGAGUCUGAGCUCAGACACCGAGAUGGCAGACCAGAGCAGUCAAUGACCGAGCAGAGUGAUCCGUGACAGACAGACUAGACCAAUCCAAUCAAAGACUGAUCAACUAAUUGCUUAGCAAUAGUCCCAUGAUGCAUUUGGAGGUGGUAGUGAUGUUAAACAUGAAGGAUGUGUACGCUGGUCAGUACAGUUUUAUAAGGGGAGAGAGGGGGGUGGGUGAUGUUAUAUUGGCUCGUAAUGUAAUGUGCCUUCUAGCCUGGGUGCCAGGCUGUUUGUGCUCUCUUGUCUCAACUCCUUAUGGAAUCGUCAUGCAGAACAAUGACCACGGAGAUCUGGGACGAGGAGAACAUACUUUGGGAGCUCUGGAGUCAAUCAAGUUCCAAACGAUUCCAUCAUCAGACGUCUUCUGGAAUAGGAUGUGAUAAUGCCUAGAGAACGGUCUUUGUGCCAUAUACAUGUUUGAACUCCCUUGCGAUGUUAGCUGUGAUUAUAGAUCACAUUGAUAACCUGUACAGAUUCAAGGCAAUAUUGAUGAAAGUAAAUGUUAUGAGUGAAGUGGGUAUUUUUAAA
Molecule: messenger RNA, 2506 nt
Organism: Oncorhynchus mykiss (rainbow trout)
Lineage: Eukaryota; Metazoa; Chordata; Actinopteri; Salmoniformes; Salmonidae
Gene: arhgef3l
Product: Rho guanine nucleotide exchange factor (GEF) 3, like
Biological process (GO): positive regulation of Rho protein signal transduction; intracellular signal transduction
Molecular function (GO): guanyl-nucleotide exchange factor activity
Source: RefSeq, a predicted model, not a curated record